Eptesicus fuscus (big brown bat) is the source of this 838-nucleotide messenger RNA. Its product is annotated as 60S ribosomal protein L9-like. The coding region runs from base 16 to 759 and encodes 247 amino acids. NCBI's taxonomy places the organism in Eukaryota, Metazoa, Chordata, Mammalia, Chiroptera, Vespertilionidae. The record is from RefSeq and is a predicted model, not a curated record. Gene Ontology annotation, cellular component: ribosome; cytosolic large ribosomal subunit. Gene Ontology annotation, biological process: cytoplasmic translation. Gene Ontology annotation, molecular function: rRNA binding; structural constituent of ribosome. The transcript has a single exon.
AUCCAUAUCACACAAAUGCAGAUAGAAAGCCAUGGUGGCUAUGACAUGUCCAGGAAAUCACAACAGUUAGUGAUACAGCUGAGACUAGACUCAAAAUUUCUUUGUACUUAUCACUCUUAUAGCUAUGGAGUGAAAUUUAAAAGCAUUUCUGGACGGCUACAAGAACGUGAUGACGAAAGACGCUUCCUCUUUGCCGCAUCUACUGCGAGGAUGAAGACCAUUCUCAGCAAUCAGACUGUGGACAUCCCAGAAAAUGUGGACAUCACUCUGAAGGGACGCACAGUUAUUGUGAAGGGCCCCAGAGGUACCCUGUGGAAGGACUUCAACCACAUCAAUGUAGAGUUCAGUCUCCUCGGAAAGAAAAAGAAGAGGCUCGGGGUUGACAAAUGGUGGGGAAAUAGAAAGGAGCUGGCCACAGUUCGCACUAUAUGCAGUCAUGUACAGAACAUGAUCAAGGGUGUUACACUGGGCUUCCGUUACAAGAUGAUGUCUGUGUACGCUCACUUCCCCAUCAACGUCGUUAUUCAGGAGAAUGGUUCUCUUGUUGAAAUUAGAAAUUUCUUGGGCGAAAAAUACAUCUGCAGAGUUCGGAUGAGGUCAGGUGUUGCUUGUUCAGUAUCUCAAGCCCAGAAAGAUGAGUUGAUUCUUGAAGGAAAUGACAUUGAACUUGUAUCAAAUUCAGCUGCUUUGAUUCAGCAAGCCACAACAGUUAAAAACAAGGAUAUCAGAAAAUUUUUGGAUGGUAUUCUAUGUUUCUGAAAAAGGAACAGUUCAGCAGGCUGAUGAAUAAGAUCUAAGUUGUCCAGCUAUAGAAACACCGAGAUGCCGAAUGAUUUGU